Molecule: messenger RNA, 10842 nt
Organism: Melanotaenia boesemani (Boeseman's rainbowfish)
Lineage: Eukaryota; Metazoa; Chordata; Actinopteri; Atheriniformes; Melanotaeniidae
Product: laminin subunit alpha-3-like
Exons: 77
Coding region: 161-10399 (3412 amino acids)
Biological process (GO): axon guidance; regulation of cell adhesion; regulation of embryonic development
Cellular component (GO): basement membrane
Molecular function (GO): signaling receptor binding
Source: RefSeq, a predicted model, not a curated record
AGAUGAACUCGAAACUGUCUGUCAGUAGCAGACGUGCAGACCUACUCAAAGAGCCUCGCGCGUAAACUCACGGACCAUAUAGCGCAUUUCAUGGAGAGCCAUAGAUGACAAGACCUGCACGCACGCGGCGGGUUGCUCUCAGCAUCUACAAGGGUCUCUGAUGUGGAACAUGGCGAGGGGGGUGAUAGGAGCUCAUUUCCUCGCUGCAUUUUUGAUUUCUUGGGUAACAGUUUGCAGGGACGCAUAUGGACAAGAAACUUUUACGGACUUGGGGUUCAGUUUGAAUCCACCGUACUUCAACCUCGCUGAGGGGUCCAGUAUAUCUGCCAGUGCAACCUGUGGCCAGGAUGAGGCUGGUACGCCGAGAUUUGAUUUAUACUGCAAGCUUGUCGGAGGACCCACUACUAACCUUCAUACUCAAAAUAUCAAGGGUCAGUUUUGUGACCACUGCAACUCCAUGGAUCCAAGCAAAGCCCAUCCGGUGGGCAAUGCCAUUGAUGGGACAGAGCGUUGGUGGCAGAGCCCUCCUCUCUCCAGGGGAAUGGUCUACAAUGAGGUGAAUGUUACCCUGGACCUUGGGCAGCUAUUCCACGUGGCCUACAUCCUUAUCAAGUUUGCUAAUUCACCUCGUCCUCACCUGUGGGUGCUGGAGCGAUCUGUAGACAAUGGCAGAACAUUCACGCCCUGGCAGUACUUUGCACAUUCAAAGCAUGAGUGCUUUGAAAGGUUUGGAAAGAGGCCAAACGCUCGUAUUAUAAAUGAUGAUGACCAGCUCUGCACCACAGAACACUCACAAAUCAUUCCUUUGGAAAAUGGAGAGAUUGUAGUUUCUCUGAUAAAUGGGCGGCCAGGGUCCAAAAACUUCACCUACUCGCCAGUGCUUCGAGACUUUACAAAGGCCACCAACAUUCGGCUGCACUUCCUCCGCACCAACACUCUGCUAGGCCACCUUAUCUCCAAGGCCCAGAGAGACUCCAGCGUCACACGGAGGUAUUACUAUAGUAUCAAAGACAUCAGCAUCGGGGGACGCUGCGUUUGCCAUGGUCAUGCCCAGGUGUGUGGCGCUGGGCACAAUCAGGACAACCCUAACAGACUCCAGUGUGAGUGCCAACACAACACCUGCGGUGAGUCAUGUGACCGCUGCUGCCCAGGCUUUAACCAGAAGCCAUGGCGCGCUGCAACUGUUGACAGCCCGAAUGAGUGCCAGCCCUGCCAGUGUUUCUUCCAUGCCGUUGACUGUUAUUAUGACCCAGAAGUGGAAAAGAGGGGAGCAAGUUUAGACACCUUCGGCAGGUAUGAUGGAGGAGGAGUGUGCAUCAACUGCCAGCACAACACUGCUGGCGUGAACUGUGAGAGAUGCCGUGAAGGUUUCUACAGACCUUAUGGGGUUCCUCCUGAGUCUCCCACUGGAUGCAUACCCUGCAGAUGUGAUGAGAGGACUACAGCUGGCUGUGAAAUGGGAUCUGGAAGAUGCUUCUGCAAGCCACGGUUUGCUGGAAAAAACUGUGACCGUUGUGCUGAUGGAUACUCUAACUACCCCCAUUGCAUUCGAUACCCUGUUUACCCGGCCACCACCAAAUCUCCUGCAGGCCCUAUUGUGGGGCCCACUGCCUGCCCCCCAGGUUAUUUCAACUCACCCAACUGUCAACCAUGUAUUUGUGACUACAGAGGAACAGUGCAGAGGAUAUGUGAUGCUACAGGCCGUUGCCUGUGCAGUCAGGGUGUGGAAGGAGAGCGAUGUGACCGCUGCCGAUCUGGAUACCACUCCUUCCCAAACUGCCAGGCGUGUCGAUGUGAUGGAGCUGGCGUGUCCGAGAGUGUAUGCAGUCCAAAUGGCCAGUGUAUCUGCCUCCUUAACUAUGAGGGACAGGAAUGUGAUGAGUGUGCACCAGGUUACUACGGAUAUCCGGACUGUGCUGCCUGCCAGUGUUCACAAGAAGGCUCAUAUAGCACAGCAUGUAACUUGCUGUCGGGUCAGUGCCUCUGUCUCCCAGGUGUGGUGGGGCAGAAAUGUGACCGUUGUGCCUCUGGGCUAAGGUUCCCCCAGUGCUCAGACUCCAUCAAUGUGUGUAACGCAGCAGGAACAGAGGUUUCUGAUCCCCAAACAGGCUUAUGUCGCUGCCUACCAAAUGUAGAGGGAAGCCUGUGUGACAGGUGUAAACCUCUCUACUGGAACCUCGCUACAGAAAACUCUCGUGGCUGUAUAGAGUGUCAGUGUGAUCUCAAGGGGACACUGAGUGGUGUUGGAGAAUGUGAACAGAGAAGUGGAUGGUGUCACUGUAAGCCCAAUGUGUGUGGCCACGCAUGUGAUUCCUGCAAGAAUGGAUACUUCCUGCUGCAGAAAAAGAAUUACUUUGGUUGUCAAGGUUGUCAGUGUGAUGUUGGAGGUGCCAUCGGUAUGGCAUGCAAUGAGAAAUCAGGACAGUGUCAGUGCCGGAAGAAUGUAAUUGGCCGCAAAUGCACAGAGCCAGCAUCCAGCUACUACUUCCCAACUCUGCACCAGCUGAAGUUUGAGGUGGAGGAUGGUACAACACCAAAUUCAAGACCAGUACGCUUUGGUUAUGACCCCCAGCAAUUCCCAGAUUUUAGCUGGAAGGGUUAUGCUAUAAUGUCCCCUGCACAGAAUGAAGUCAGAGUAACAGUGCAUGUUGAUCCAAAAGAUGGGAGGCAGAAUUUAUUCCGUGUGGUUCUGCGGUUCAUUAACCCCAGCAGCAUCAGUGUGACUGGUAGCAUCAAGGCUACCAAUAACAGAGGCACUGCAGGGACUGAUCAGAGUAAAGAAAUAAUAUUUCCUCCGAGUCCCUCCCCAUCCUUCAUCACUGUACCAGGAGAGGGCUUCGCUGAGCCUUUUGCAUUGAAUCCUGGGAAUUGGAUCAUUCACAUAAGGGCAGAAGGGGUUCUCUUGGACUACUUAGUGCUGCUGCCUCGGGAUUACUAUGAGGCUUCUCUGCUUCAGGAAAAGAUCACUGAGCCCUGCACAUACUUACGCUCCGCAAACAAGGAUGCAAACUGUUUGUUGUAUAAGCAUGUAGCCAUGGAUGGCUUCAGUUCUGUGCUGGGCUCGCAGGGAAGACUCUCCACCCGGAGAGGGCGGAGAAGGAGGCAAGCUCGUGUGCAGCGCCCUACCCCGGACCACCCUGAGAUGGCUGCUCUCAAUGGGAGACAGUCACAGCUGGACCUCAUUCUUCGUGUACCUCAUCCAGGCCCAUAUGUUCUUAUCUUUGAGUAUGCCAGCGAGGUUGACACUGUUCAGAAUGUUAACAUACUCAUCAAUGGUCAGUCAGAUCGACAGAUUUUGGCUCGGGCCAACAUUUAUAGUUGUGCCUUCAGCACCUUGUGCCGUAGUGUGGCAGUGAACAGCAGAAACCAAGUAGGAAAGCUUCAGCUUUCUCACAAGACAGAGAUUCUUCUGCAAACGUCCACCACUUCAUUCCUUCUGUAUAAAGUCUAUGCCGUCCCUGCUGAAGAGUUUUCCAUUGAGUAUGUGGAGCCAAAGGUGCUGUGUGUCUCAAUUCAUGGUCGCUUCACAGAAGACAGUCGAGACUGUGUUCUGCAGCAGUUUGAUAAGCCCACAUCAGCCUGGGUUCUGUACGCGGCCCGUGAUGGGCGGCUGUCAUCCACACUGCAGCGAGGAGAGAAUGAGGAGUGGAGGCGGAGACGGCAGUCAGGGUUGUUCUCUGUCCAUGUGCCUCAAAGCGAUGGGACGCUGCUUAAAUUCCCUCAGACGGAAAUCAGUUUCACUCCAACGGUUCCCCUCCCAGGCCGGUAUGUGGUUGUGGUCCACUAUCACCAGCCUGAACAUAUCUCCUUCCCUGUGGAAGUGCAAGUUGAAGCAGGGCGUUUAUGGAAAGGUGUGAUAAAUGCAACCUUCUGCCCUGCAGUCUCAGGCUGCAGGGAGGUUGUCAUUGCUGAUGACCGCAUUGCCCUCGACUUUGACCAGAAUUCUUGGCAGCUACCCACCAUCUCUGUGAUUGUACCAACUAGGAAGACCCUUAUUCUGGACUAUAUCAUGUUGGUUCCUGACAGCAGUUACACCCCAGAGCUCCUGAACGAGAGGCCUCUGGAGAAAUCUGCAGAUUUCCUUCAGCAGUGCAGAGGAGAAGGGUUCUACAUUGACCCCAGAACUUCUUCUCAGUUCUGCAGAGACUCUGCCCGCUCUCUCAUAGCAGCUUUUAAUGAUGGAGCUCUGCCUUGUGACUGUGACAAGUCCGGCUCUACAGGGACUGUGUGUGAUCCAGUUGGAGGACAGUGUCCCUGCAGGCAGCAUGUCAUCGGGCGUCAGUGCACAAAAUGUACCACGGGAUACUAUGGAUUUCCCUACUGCAGACCAUGUGAAUGUGGCCGCCGGCUGUGUGACGAAGUGACAGGACGCUGCAUCUGCCCUCCACAGACAGUCAAACCGGCCUGUGAUGUGUGUCAGAAUCAGACUUUCAGCUACCAUCCUUUACUGGGCUGUGAGAACUGUUUAUGCUCUCCAGAUGGCAUAAAUACAAAUGCAGGACUUCAGUGUGAUCUCAUUACUGGACAGUGCAGUUGCAAGCCUCGUAUCGGUGGUCGGCAGUGUGAUCGUUGUGCUGCGGGUUAUUAUCGCUUCCCCGACUGUAUUCCUUGCGACUGUAAUCAAGGUGGAGUCACAUCUGAUGUGUGCCACCCAGACACAGGCAGGUGUCUUUGCAAGAAAAAUGUUGCUGGCAUCAGGUGUGAUACUUGUCAGAAAGGUUCCUUUUAUUUUGACCCCUCCAACCCACUUGGCUGCACCAGCUGUUUCUGCUUCGGGGCCACUGACCAGUGUCGGAGCUCCAGCAAACGCCGGGGAAAGUUUGUUGACAUGCGGGGCUGGCGUUUGGAAAGCCCCGACAAAGAAGAGGUUCCUUCUGUGCUGAAUGUAGCCAGUAACACAGCAGUGGCAGACAUCCAGGAGCUCCCCCCCACAGUUCAAACUCUACACUGGGUGGCACCACCGUCCUACCUGGGAUACAGGGUUUCAUCUUAUGGCGGUUUCCUCACCUACCAGUCUAAAACUUUUGGGAUCCCCAGUGAGGGGAUGACUUUGAUGGACAGACGACCUGAUGUUGUGCUGACUGGUCAGGAUAUGAACCUGAUCCACAUGGCUUCAGCCAUUCCACUUCCAGACAGAAUGUAUCAGGGACGAGUUCAGCUCAUAGAGGGAAACUGGCGCCAUGCUGGUACAAACAGGCCCGUGUCCAGACAGGAACUCAUGAUGGUCUUGGCAGGUCUGGUGGGCUUGAGGAUCCGAGCCCUUUAUUUUACUCAAAGUCAGCGACUUAGCUUGGGGGAGGUGGGCCUGGAAGAGGCCACUAACUCAGGGACUGGAGGUCAUGGAAAUAACGUGGAGAACUGCUUCUGCCCCUCUCAGUACACUGGAGACUCCUGUGAGAAAUGUGCUCCCGGAUACUACAGAGAUGGAAGGGGGCCCUACCUGGGCAACUGUGUGCCCUGUGACUGCAAUGGUCUCGCUGAUGAGUGUGAGGACAGGACAGGGAGGUGUCUAAGAUGUCAGUUCAACACGGCUGGAGACCGAUGUGAACGCUGCAAGGAAGGUUAUUAUGGCAACGCAGUGCAGAGGACAUGCAGAGUGUGCCCAUGCCCUUUCUCUGUAGCCACAAACAGUUUUGCAGUAGGGUGCAGGGAGGUGUAUGGAGAAAUCCAGUGUGUAUGCAGAGCUGGCUAUUCUGGAGAGCGGUGUGAAAGUUGUUCUUCUGGUUACUAUGGCAACCCACAACAACCAGGAGGAAGUUGUAAGCCGUGUAAUUGCAAUGGCAAUGGUAACAACUGUGAUCCCCGAACUGGAGUCUGCAAGAACACCCUGGAGCCAGGAGACACUAACACAGAUGAACAUUGCCAAGAGUGUGAUAGUUGUGCCCAGACUUUACUGUAUGACUUGGAGAAGUUUGAUAAUGAGCUGACAAACAUCAAAGCUCAGCUAGACAACGCCUCUGCCAGUGUUACCUCUCAGGAAAGAAUGAGGAAGCUCGAGAAAGCUGUGUCAGACACCAAGGUUCUUGUCAACAAAUUCAGCUCUGCCAUUAACGAUCAAAAAUCCAGAGUAGAACAGCUGGAAGAGGACACGGCCAGCCUCGCAGAUGACAUCAGUUCCCUUAAAAACAAAGCAGACAAGAGGGCUACUGAGGCUGACAAAGCAGUGGCAGAUGUUGAAAAAACCCACAAGAGGGCAAAGGAUCUGGACGCAGAGAUUAAAAAUAUGCUGAAGAAAAUCAAAGACCUACUGGACCAGCUGAAAAACAGUGAGAGCAGAGGUGAUUCGUUUCCCAAUGACAGCUUAGCUAAAAUGCUGGAGGAUGCUCAGCGCAUGGUGAAAGAGAUGGAGAACAGGAACUUUACUCCUCAGAAGACGGCUGCUGAGAAAGAAAAAGAUGAGGCUAAGAAAUUGUUAGACUACAUCAAGGCUAAUGUGAGUAAGCAGUGUGAUGAAAAUGAAGCAGCAGCAGAAAAGAUUCGGAGCCUUUUGAAGAAUUACAACACCAAGCUGAACGACCUCGACAAGGCUUUGAAGGAGGCAACAGACUUGGUGAAAAAAGCCAAUGCCCAGAAUGAUCUUAAUGCUCAGAAACUGAAAGACCUGCAGAAACGCAUUGAGGAUCUAAAAAAGGAGCGCAAAACUGUUGAGGACAUGAUGGCUGUGGCUGAGGGUGAACUGCAGAAAACUGAGGAUUUGUUGAAAAAUCUCUCUGACAGUAAAAUGGAGUAUGAACAGCUGGCAGCACAGCUGGAUGGUGCAAAGACUGAUUUGACUAAGAAAGUGAAUGAAAUUACCAAGGCAGCAGCCAAGAAGGACAUUGUGGAGGCUGCAGAGGAACAUGCAAAGUCACUAAAUAAGCUAGCACAAGACCUCGAGGAUGCUGUGAAAAAUGCAAGUGGACUUUCUGAGGUGCGUGAUGCAAGAGACGCUAUUGAGGCCUACAAGAACAUCACAGAUGCCAUCAACGCUGCUGAGGCAGCUGCUAAUGAAGCCAAAGAUGCUGCGGACAAUGCCCUGGAUAAUGUACUAAAACAGAAACUCCCACAAAGAGCAAAAGACCUAAAAGAGACUGGUGAAGACCUGCUGAAUAGUGCAAAGGAGGCUGACAAAGACCUUACAGAUGCAGCCAGAAACCUCACUGACUUGACGAAGCGCCUGACCAAAGCCAAGAAGAAGAAGGAAGCCCUUGAGAAAGACCUGCUUGAGGCACAGAGGCAAUUAAAUGACACUAAGAGAGAUGACAUUGGGAAUAUGAUUGAAGAGGCAAAGAGAAAGGCAGCUUCAGCUAAUGACACAGCCACCAACACGAUUGACCAACUCAAUGCCAUCAGAAAGGACAUUGAUAAGAUCAAUGUCCCUCAAGAGGCAUCUAACCUAAGCCAUGUACUAGAUGAUGUGGAUCAGUCUGUGAAGAAUUUGUUGAAAACUAUCCCAUCUCUGAAUGAUAAGAUCUCAGAGGUGGAGAAUCUGACCUCACAGUUCUCACCGAUUAACAACAUAUCUGAAAGCAUAAAGAACAUCAAAGAGCUCAUCGAAAAAGCCAGGGAUGCAGCCAACAGGAUUGUGAUCCCCAUGAAGUUUGGAGGUGAUGGUCAUGUGGAGAUGCGUCCUCCGAAGAAUCUGGAUGAUCUGAGAGCCUACACAGCCCUGUCUCUGUCGCUGCAGAGACCUCAAGGCAGGGGAGAUGGAAGACGCAGACGCAGACAGACCAGAGAACAAGAGGACUUGUUUGUGUUGUAUCUUGGUAGCAGAAAUUCUUCGAAGAAUUACAUCGGUAUGUGUUUGAGGAACAACGUUUUGUACGGUGUGUACAAACUCAAUGGAAAGGAGUAUGAGAUGAAAUCAGGAUACAUUACUAAAUCCCUGUCUGAGCCAGCCAAAUUUGACAGAGUGGACCUCUACAGAAUUUACCAAGAUGCAGAGAUUAGCCUUACCACCGAUAUAACCUCAACCACACCUGGUGACCCAGUUAAAAGCAAUUGGAAAGGUGUGGAGACUAAGGAUCUUCUGGAUGUCAGUCCUGAUGACAUUGUCUUCUAUGUCGGAGGUUACCCUGCCAAUUUCACUCCUCCAGCUUCUCUCAGAUACCCUAUGUACAAGGGCUGCAUUGAGUUUGUCUCCUUUAAUGACAAAAUUGUGAGUCUCUAUAACUUCCAUAGAGCAGAGAAAGUAAAUUUGGAGACUCCAUGCAAGAGAUAUGUACCUCCAUUGGAUUCGGACUUCUAUGAAGGCACGGGAUAUGGCAAAGUGCUGAUAGAUAAAGUACCACUCUAUCUCCAAAUCAGUAUGACAAUCUUUGCUCGUUCAGAAAACGGUCUGCUUUUAUAUAUGGAAGUGGGGGACAAUUACGUAACUGUGACAAUGGAAAAGGGUGUCAUAUAUACACGCAGUAAUCUCCUUAAAACACCAGAACAACAAAACACAAAAACGUUCCCGACGAGUGACUGGACAGAAAUGAACAUCGUGAUCAAAAACGUUGAGUUAGUUAAUAUCCGGUUUGGCCCUGGAUCUUCCACAGCCAAAUUUCAGUUUGAGAGCCAAAAACUUACAGAAUUUUACAUUGGUGGUGCACCAGAACAGCUCAGAGAAAGACAUAACAUCACCAUACAGCCAUUCAAAGGAUGCUUGAAGAAUUUUAAGCUGAAUAAAAACUUUAAAGUUAUUGAUGAGCAAGUCGGAGUCAGCAAAGGUUGUCCCACAGAUUCACUGGUUUCACGCAAAGCACAGUUCAGCCCAGGAAGCUCCCUCUCAGCUAACCUCAACGGCUUCAAUCUGGACCAAGAUAUGGUUUUCUCUCUUGGAUUCAAGAGCACAGAGAAUCAGGGACUUAUUUUGCAGGACAAACAGCUGGCUAACGAGAUUACGCUAACAUUGGAAAACGGUCAUGUGAUUCUACGCUUCAAUGACAUGUUGUGGAAAUCUAACAAACAGUACCAUGAUGGGCAGUGGCAUUACUUGACUGUCACCAAAAGUGCCGGAAGGACUGAGCUGCGCAUUGAUGAUGAUGAUAAGGGUCAAGAACAGAGAGCCGUCAGUACCUUGACAGAGUCACCAGUCCCAGAUGGCUCUGUGGUUCUUGGGAGUGAGAUGUUUAAAGGCUGCAUUUCCAACUUCUACACUAGACGGCCAAACAACCUGUACAAGCCAGAGGACCUCAGUUACUUCAAGGCUUCUGAAGAUGUGCUACUGGAUGUGUGUUCGGUUGACAAACCUGUUCAGCUCAUGCUGGACCGCAACUCUGAAAGGGGUGCUGUAAUACAGGUGAUAAAUGAAAGUGUAUCACCAUGUUUAUUACCAGCCUUGGUUCAACAUGCCUAUCGGAUGGGGGGGCCAGUUAGCGUCCUUAGUUACAGUCUUCCACUUCAGGUCCUGCAGCCCAGGCCUCACUUCUCCCUGGAUGUCAGAACUCGGUCUUCUGAAGGUCUGCUGUUCUAUGCUGCAACCAGAGGAGGGCGAUCUCAUCUUGCCUUAUACAUGUCUAAAGGCAGGAUUAGGCUGUCCGUGGACAAAGACAGGGAGAUCUUAAACAGAGAAAAGUACAACGAUGGAAAGUGGCACUCGGUUAUAUUCAGUUUGGAGAAGAAGAAGUUCCGAUUGGUUGUGGAUGGGAUCAGAGCCCAGGAUGGUCAGCUGACCAACGCUGAGCUGAGAUCUAUGCAGCACUUCAUGUCACCUGUAUAUCUGGGUAGUGCUCCAGAAUCACUUCACAAAGAGUUAAAGUCAAAGGCCCUUCCAAAGCAGAGUGUGUCCGGCUGUGUGCGCAAUUUUAAAAUGAAUGGAGAACUGAUGACAAAUUCUUCUACAAACCGUGGUGCGGGGCCCUGCUUCGAGGGACAGACACAAAAAGGGGUGUAUUUCUCAGGGAAUGGAGCACAUGUCAUUUUUAAUGAUUCCUUUGUUGUGGGCUCCACCUUUGAGCUUCUGUUUAACAUUCGCCCACGGAGUCAAACUGGACUCCUGCUUCAUGUUGGUGGUUCCAGCAUGGCCCGUUAUGGGCCUUCUACGGGCCACUUUCUCACCGUCUAUAUGCUCAGAGGACAGGUUGUGGCACAGGUGAACAAUGGAAAAGGAGAAUUUAUGGUGUCAGUGAAACCUAAAACGUCUUUAUGUGAUGGAACAUUUCAUAAGAUUUCAGUAAUCAAGAGGAAAAAUGUAGUGCAACUAUCUGUGGACACAACAGACAAUUACAAGAUUGGACCACCUUCUUCAACAACCACUUUGACCAAAGACCCACUGUAUAUCGGUGGCAUUCCUGAUCCGUUGAUGCAACAGCUGCUCCCUGUCACAUCAUCCUUUGUGGGAUGCAUCCAGGACAUGAAGAUCAACGAUGACUCAGUCUCCUUCAACAGGCUGUCGGGUGUGUUUGGUCCGGUCAACCUCAAGGAGUGUCCAGGCUGAGCAGAAGCUUCUUCUUACAUCAUCGUCAAACAGACUUUGGGACCAUGUCCACCACCAGCUAUGUGCAAUCAGUUAACAAGACAGAGAAUGUGUUUCUGUGCAAAAAUGUGUGUGUUAUGAGGAUUGUGUUUCUGUUUGCGUGUGUGUGUUUGUGUGUGUGUGUGUGUGUGUGUGUGUGUGUGUGUGUGUGUGUGUGUGUGUGUGUGUGUGUGUAUGUGUGAGUUUUCAAAUGUUUGCAAAAAAUAGAGGUUUGGACAGAAGCAUAAAGGUUCCCAAUUUUUGUGCUCUGUUAAACAUUUCUUUAUUUAUUUUUGAUAGCAUCAUGUAUCAUCAUCGUAUCUUCGUCAGUCCACUGAUUCUCUGUCCACAACCAAAUGCUACUGAACCGGUGUGUGAUCAGUCAAGGCUUUAUUAUGGCCAACCCAGCACUUUAAAAAACAAAA